AUGGAUAUUCGAACUAAAUCAUUAAUUACUUUGAUUCAAUGUAAUAUUAAUAAUUAUAUUUAUAGUAAUGAUAUUGUUAGAUAUUUUGCAAUAUCUGAACAAGAUUUAUUAUCAGAAGCUGAAACUAACAGAGUUUGUGAAAUUAUUGAUGAAGUGACAAAAACACUUACAGAUAAAAAUAAUAAUUAUUUACAAUCAGUUUUUAAGAAUUUAAAUGUUUUUACGACUAUUAAAACUGAAAUUCAAAAAUGUACAAACAAAAAAAAACUUGUUGAUUAUAUUGAUUCUUUAACUACCAAAUAUAUUUUACAAUAA
Messenger RNA from Cetraspora pellucida, 315 nucleotides. The record is from the annotation of a GenBank genome assembly. Lineage: Eukaryota; Fungi; Glomeromycota; Glomeromycetes; Diversisporales; Gigasporaceae.